Sitophilus oryzae (rice weevil) is the source of this 4636-nucleotide messenger RNA. RefSeq names its product YLP motif-containing protein 1-like. Bases 172 to 4038 code for a protein of 1288 amino acids. Gene Ontology annotation, biological process: regulation of telomere maintenance. The transcript is spliced from 10 exons. NCBI's taxonomy places the organism in Eukaryota, Metazoa, Arthropoda, Insecta, Coleoptera, Curculionidae. Gene Ontology annotation, cellular component: nucleus. The record is from RefSeq and is a predicted model, not a curated record.
AACCAAAUUUGGCAUUUGUCAUUAGUGUCAUUUAUUGAUGGUGGAUUGAUAUUUUAAUCCAAACUAUAUUUUUAAAUGUUCUUAUAACUGAUCACAAACAGGAGAUUUUAUCAAGAAAGUGAAUAUUUCCGAUAGAGGUAACUACUAAUCUUCAAUUUUUAGAGAAACCAGAUGUCCUGGUCAGGGUGGCCCACACCCGGAACUGCACUUCCGGGUGUCGUAUCGGCACCUCCAAUUCAAUCAGCGGUGUUGCCAGGUAUUGCUCCGACUCAAAUGAUCGCACCUGCAGCUAGUACCGCUUUACAUUACAACCAGGAUCAGUGGGCUCAGAUGCAGCAGCAGAAUUGGCAGCAAUGGGCUCAGUGGCAACAGCAAUAUCAACAAUGGCAUCAGCAAUAUGGAGCAGAGUAUAACAAAUCGAUGAACGCGAUGACUACUAAUCCUCCCCCGCCUCUAAUGGACACAAACACUUCUGUACCUCCACCUCCACCGAACGAAGCAAAGCCUCCUCCACCCCCACCACCAGAAGACUCCGUUCAGCGCCCUCAGCAACCCUCUGGCUACAUGACAGUACCCCCACCAGCCCAACAAUACACCACAGCCCCUCCCACUCAUGCUCAGACCAAGCCGCAGUGGUCCAAUACCAACAAAAGAACCUACAGUCAAACCCAAGGGUCUGAACAGCCUGAAACUGCUAAAAGACCUUUAUUGGAUAAUCCAGCUCAAUGGAAUAAACCUGUUCCUGCUCCUGUACAACCUCCAGUUCAAACUCAUGCGCAGAAAGUCGCUGUUAACUUGGAGGAACUUACAGAGGCGGAGAAAAAGUUCGAUAAAGAGUUCGCAGCAUGGGAGGCGCAGUUUAAUAAAUGGAAAGACCAAAACGCGAAUCAUCCUGAUCAAACUCAGUUUAUGGAGUAUGAAAAGAAGUGGGAAUCAUGGAGAAACUCUCUUUUGGACAGGAGAGAACAAAUGAGGAAGAAAAGACUAGCUUUACAGGCUUCUGUAUCUCCCAAACCAACUUCAACGGCAAUUCCUCAAGUUUUCAAUGAACCACCUCCAACAAACUUGAUGUCAAAGCCUCCACCUUCGAUUCCAUUGGCUCCAGAUGUUUUUUCUAAACCUCCUCCAACUCAAAACAAUGAACCUCUGGCUUUUAAAGCAAAUAAAGGAGAUUCUUUAAUAAUUGAAGGUGAAACUAAAUCAAGCUUUUUACAACCUUCCUCACCUUCAGCAGAGGGAGGUAUCCCUGGAUUAGAUCUAGUUAAAGAAGACAUACCUGACGAGAAACCACCUUCACCAAAGAAACCUGACUUUGAUGCAAUUUCCAAAGGAAUUAAUACAAUUUUAGGCGAUCCUAAACUCAUGAACAUGCUAUCUAUGGUGUCUCAAAAAAAACCUUCGUCCGAAGAACAGCUACAGCCCAAUAAAGCAGAGACUGUAAAUAAUUUUGACGAUCAAACUCAGAUGAGUUUCGCCAGCGAUCAGGAGGGUUCAAGGUUUAGUGGAGGUUAUGAGAAGUUUGGUGGUCAAAAUGACAGGUUUAAUCAACCUAGGAAUUUUGAAAAUGAUAGAUUUAGAGGUAAUGAGAGGAAUUUUGAACCUCACCCUCCUCCUAACCUCGGUAAUGACAAUAGGUUUAGGGGAAAUGCAAAUAGUUUUGAUGGGAAUCCUAAUCAAGGAUUUAGAGGUAAUUUUAAUCCAAAUGAUCGGUUUAGAGGAAACGGAAUUAACCAGAACAACUUUAAUGAGCCUCCUCCGAGUAAUUUUAGAUCCAAUGAACCACCAAAUCGUCUGUCAAACUUCGGAGAUGACAGAAGGAGUCAGAAUUUCGGUAGGAACAACAGUUUUGAUAAUAAUCAGAAGUUUUCUAGAGAUUUUGAAGGUAACAGGGGCGGUUUUAAUCAGAGGGGGAGAGGUUAUAAUUAUGACGAGCAGUAUGACGAGUAUAAUGAAGGAAAUUACUAUGGAGCUGAACCUAGGGAAGACGAGAAUUGGAAUGAAGAUGACGAAUAUGAUAAGUACCAUAAUAUGUUUGAGGAGGAUGAUAAUAAUCGGGGUUAUGAUGAUAACAAUCAAGGUUAUGCUGAUAAUAAUCAGGGUUAUGAUGAUAAUAAUCAGGGUUAUAAUGAUAACAACCAGGGUUAUGAUGAUAAUAAUCAGGGUUAUGAUAAUCCCGAACCUGUGAAGCCUGUGCAGGAAGAACCACCUCCGGUGGUUGAAGAAGAGCCAUUAUUUGUACCGCAACUUGUGGUGGACUACGAGCACAAACCUUUAAAAGAACCUGAGCCUGAAGUUAUUCUGGAACCAAUCCGGAAGUUCGACUACCGUCAUAAAAACGUCAAUCGCAUCCCAUAUCCUCAGAGACCAACCUGGCUGUACGGUUCCUUGAGAAACAUCAGACAGUUUGAUCCUUUGGGGAAUAAUAGGUUCCCUGGUUCAUUUGAAAGGGAUUUCAACUACCCACCAAAAAAUCCCGUUGACAUUAGAGAGAGGGAUACUAGAAUUGACACACUAGAAAGACCUAUUGGGGGAAACAGGCCAGGCAGAGAGGAACCGGAAAGAUCUUUUAGUGGAAACAGACCAAACAGAGAUGAGCCGGAAAGGUCUUUUAGUGGAAACAGGCCAAACAGGGAUGAACCGGAACGGUCUUUUAGUGGAAACAGACCAAACAGGGAUGAACCGGAAAGGUCUUUUAGUGGAAACAGGCCAAACAGGGAUGAACCGGAAAGGUCUUUUAGUGGAAACAGGCUAAACAGGGAUGAGCCGGAAAGGUCUUUUAGUGGAAACAGGCCAAACAGGGAUGAUUUUAAUAGGAGGUAUUCGGAUAGUUCGAGGAAUUCAACUCCAUGGAACAGUAAAGAGAAGAAACCAAUCAGUGAUAAUAAUAGAGCUCUGCGCUUCGAACCGCCUAGCUCGAAACCUCUGGAUUUGGAAGAAUUGUCUGAUGACGAGUGGAAUGACGAAACAAAUAAGAAUCAAGACUGGAAUGACAAAAGAAGCAAGAAUCCACCCUCUAGACCCUUUAGCAGCUCCCCCGAGAAAAAGAUUGUGGAACCUCAGGCAGUAGCUCCUCGAAACACGACUUUGGAGGAGUUGAUUAAUAUUCCAGGACGUUUCAACCGACCUUCAAAAAUAGUUAUAAUAUUGAGGGGUCCUCCGGGCAGUGGCAAGACUUAUUUGGCCAAACUUAUAAAGGAUAGAGAGGUUGAAAAUGGUGGUUCCGCACCUAGAAUUUUAUCCCUAGAUGAUUAUUUCAUGGUAGAACACGAAAAAGAUGUUAUGCAAGAUGGAAAAAUAGUAAAAAUCAAAGAGAUGGUCUACGAAUACGAGGCAGAAAUGGAGGAAACGUACCGGAUGUCUCUGAUCAAAUCCUUCAAGAAAACCAUCACAGACGGUUACUUUAACUUUAUAGUGGUGGAUAACGUUAAUCAAAAAGUGAAAAACUUUGGCGAGAUGUGGAGUUUUGCUAAACAGAGCGGUUUUCAGGUAUAUAUCUGUGAACUGGACCUCGAUCCUCAACUAUGCUUCCGUCGUAACAUCCAUAACCGUAACGAGAAGGAUAUUGAGGAUUGCAUAGCCGGAUGGGAACCAACUCCGCAACAUCAUCCCAGCAUAGACCCUACCACAUUCUUGGAGAGUUUCAGCGCCAUUACGGAGGUAGAGAUGGAGGAAGUUGAACAGGAGGACAAUGGACGCGAGGAAGAGGUGGAGGACCAUAUUAGAAGCAAAUGGGACACUUUCGACUGUUCUAUAAACAACCUUGCCCGACUUGACGGCGUCAGCAAACCCAUACGCUCCUCAAAGUCCAUGGAGGAGUACCUUCAGCUCGACGACGAAUGGACAGAACCCACCAAACCGCUCAAACCAGGACAGAAAAGGGUACGAUGGGCCGACCUGGAGGAACAGAAACAACAGAAGAAGAUGAAAGCGCUUGGUUUCGUUGUCGGCCACACAGACUGGAACAGGAUGAUGGAUCCUACGAAUGGCGAGAGCGCCCUCAUCCAGACGAAGUAUAUCGAGCGCGUGCGCAAAUACUGAACACAACCUAGUUUUUAUUCUUCGGAGUUGGUUUAUUCUUCGCUAGAGAACUCGUUAAGUAAGAUUAAUAAAUUAUAAUUUUUAUUAUUAUUUAACUGUCGCUUUUUAUAUUGAAUCUGAGAUUGGGGUUGGUCUGGAUCAGAAGUUGACGUUUAUGAAUCAUUAUGUUUUAGAAAUUUGAAAAGUUUCAAGCUUAAGAAAAAGGGAUUUUCUUGUGUUGAAUUGGCUAAAUAUAUGCACGGUUACUCAGUGAUAGAACAAAAUUCAUUAUCUGAAUUGUCGUAAGAGCUACAAAAAGUAUAAUAAUUUUAGAGAAUGGUAAGGUACCCUUCAAAUAAAUAAGAAAAUUAAUUUUGUUCUACCAAUGAUUCACCCUAUACAGUGGCGUUAAUAUUAUUGCUUAAAUGUUAAUUUAUUUUAUCACGUGGUAAUUUCUCUGUAUUAUGGUCAGAGGAUAAGUCUGAUAUUUUUGAAGGUUUAGAAAUAAAUAAUGUGAAUCAAUUAUAAGUUAUUACUGGAUGAAUUUGAUGAUUUUGUAUAUUGUAAUUGAAUUUGAUCUGUGAAAAAUAAAGUGAUGAUAAACGAACUUGAAAUUCAA